AGCGCCCCCCGGCGCCGGCGCGAGUGCAGCUGGUCCGCGCCAACACGACGUCGCUGGAGGUGAGCUGGGGGGCGGUGCCCACGGCCGACUCCUACCUGCUGCAGCUGCAGAAGUACGAGAUCCCGGCCCCGCCCCUGCCCGCGCCGGCCACGCCCGGCCCCGCCCUGCCGGCCAACGCCCCCCGCAGCCCCGCCCCGGCCGCCGCCGCCCCGCCCGCCCCGCCCUGCUCCUCCGCCACCCCCACCCCUCCCCCCUCGGCGGCGGCUGUGGCGCUGCCGGUGCCGGCCGCGGGGGCCGCGCUGGGGGCGGUGGCGGCGGCGGUGCCCUCGGGCGCCCCUAGCGGCGGCGGCGGCACCGCGGGAGCGGCACUGCAGGUCCUGCCCGCGGGCGGGGCCACGGCGCAGGCAGCGGCGGCAGGAGCGGCAGCCAUGGGCGCAGGCAGGGCCGGCGUGCCAGCCGUGCUGAAGGUGAGUGGCCCUGCCCCAGGCACGGGGCCCCCCCUGGUGACCGUGCGGUCGGCGGCGACCCCGGGCAAGGCCCCGGUGACAGUGGCAUCGCUGCCAGCCGGAGUGCGCAUGGUGGUGCCCAGCCAGGGCACGGCGGGCACGGUGAUUGGCAGCAGCCCCCAGAUGAGUGGCAUGGCUGCCCUGGCCGCGGCCGCCGCUGCCACCCAGAAGAUCCCUCCUGCCUCGGCGCCCACCGUGCUCAGCGUCCCUGCCGGUGCCACCCUGGUCAAGACCGUGGCAGUCACCCCCGGGGCCACCUCCCUGCCUGCCACCGUCAAGGUGGCAUCGUCCCCGGUCAUGGUGUCCACGCCCGCGGCUCGGAUGCUGAAGUCGGCGGCGGCGCAGGUGGGGGGCGGGGGGGGGCCGGCGCCGGCCUGCAGCGCCCCCUCGCGGCCAAUCAUCACCGUGCACAAGUCCGGGGCCGUGACGGUGGCACAGCAGGCACAGGUGGUGACCACCGUGGUGGGGGGGGUCACCAAGACCAUCACCCUGGUCAAGAGCCCCCUCUCGGUGCCCGGCGGCAGCGCCCUGAUCUCCAACCUGGGCAAGGUCAUGUCUGUGGUGCAGACCAAACCUGUGCAGAGCUCUGCGGUCACAGGGCAGGCGUCCUCGGGGCCUGUCACACAGAUCAUACAGACCAAGGGCCCCCUGCCCGCGGGCACCAUCCUGAAGCUGGUGACGUCGGGGGAGGGGAAGCCAACGACCAUCCUGACUGGCAGCCAGGCCGGGGGGGGCGCGGGGGGGGCCAAGCCAACCAUCCUGGGCAUCUCCAGCGUCUCCCCCAGCACCACCAAGCCUGGCACCACCACCAUCAUCAAGACCAUCCCCAUGUCUGCCAUCAUCACCCAGCCUGGCGCCACCGGUGUCACCAGCAGCCCUGGCAUCAAGUCCCCCAUCACCAUCAUCACCACCAAGGUGAUGACCUCUGGCACAGGCACCCCUGCCAAGAUCAUCACUGCUGUGCCCAAGCUGGGCACAGGCCACGGCCAGCAGGGGGUGACGCAGGUGGUGCUGAAGGGAGCCCCGGGGCAGCCUGGCACCAUCCUGCGCACGGUGCCCGUGGGGGGGGUCAGGCUGGUGACCCCCGGAGCUGUCUCUGCCGUCAAGCCCACAGUGACCACCCUGGUGGUGAAGGGCACCACGGGGGUGCCCACGCUGGGCACGGUGACAGGCUCAGUGUCCAGCAGCCUGGCAGGGGGCGGCGGGCAGGGCCCCCCCGGGGGCACCCCCAUCACCACGCUGGGCACCAUCGCCACGCUGGGCACCCCCAUCACCACCCUGGGCACCAUUGCCACCCUCUCCAGCCAGGUGCUCAACCCUGCCCCCAUCACCGUGGCAGCUGCCCACAGCCCUGGCACCGCCACGGCCCCGGCCAUGGGCGUGCAGGCUGUGCCGCAGCCCACGCAGGUGACCCUGAUCACGACGCCCAGCGGCGCCGAGGCCCAGCCCGGGCAUGACCUCCCUGUGUCCAUCCUGGCAUCGCCCACCGGGGAGCAGCCUGGCACGGGGGGCGGGGCCGGGGGGGGCCCCACCCCUGUGCCCAGCGACCCCUCCCCGGAGCCCUCCGCGGGCACCCCCGGGGGCACCCCUGGCACCGUCACCUUGGUCUGCUCCAACCCCCCCUGCGAGACGCACGAGACUGGCACCACCAACACUGCCACCACCAGCCUGGUGGGCACCCUGGGGGGCGGGGGGGGGCUGCAGCUGCUGUGCCAGGGCCAGGAGGGGGCCGCGGGCAGCCUGCCGGGCACGGCUGGCACCGCCAGCGUGGGCAGGGUCUGCUCCAACCCCCCCUGCGAGACCCACGAGACUGGCACCACCACCACCCCCCCCGCGCCCGCCGCGCCCCCCCCGUGCCCCACCCGCCAGACCACGGCCACUGGCACCACCAUGACCCCCAGGCUGUGCCCGCCGGGCACCCCCGCGGGCACCACCCCCAGCAGCAGCCUCUGGGGGGCAGCAGGGGGCAAGCAGGAGGGCACCGACAGCUCCCCCCCGGCCCUGGCGCUGGCAUCGCCACAGCCCUGUGCCAGCCCUGCCGGUGAGGCUGGCACCAGGCUGGCACCACCACCACAGGCCUGUGCCAACCCCCCCUGUGAGACCCACGAGACUGGCACCACCAACACAGUCACCACAGCUGGCACCACCAGCACCAGGCUGGCACCACCCCAGGCCUGUGCCAACCCUCCCUGCGAGACCCACGAGACUGGCACCACCAACACAGUCACCACAGCUGGCACCAGCAGCACCAGGCUGGCAGCACCACCACAGGCCUGUGCCAACCCUCCCUGCGAGACCCACGAGACUGGCACCACCAACACAGUCACCACAGCUGGCACCACCAGGCUGGCACCACCCCAGGCCUGUGCCAACCCUCCCUGCGAGACCCACGAGACUGGCACCACCAACACUGCCACCACUACCACGGCAGGCCCUGGGUGCCAGCCUUGUGACCAGCACCAACCCCCCCUGGGGGGCACCACCAGCGCCCUGGUGGCGUCGCAGCCCUGUGCCAACAGCCCCUGCCAGGCUGGCACCAUCGACAUUGGCACCACCAGCGCCAGGCUGGCACCGCUGCAGCCCUGCUCCAAUCCCCCCUGUGAGACCCACGAGACUGGCACCACCAACACAGUCACCACAGCUGGCACCAGCAGCACCAGGCUGGCAGCACCACCACAGGCCUGUGCCAACCCUCCUUGUGAGACCCAUGAGACUGGCACCACCAACACUGCCACCACCACCAUGGCAGCCCCUGGGUGCCAGCCCUGUGACCCCUCCCAGCUGGCAGCGAGUGGCAGCAACUCCUCUGCCACCCAGCUGGGGGCAACCCCUCUGGGGGGCACCACCACCACCCUGGGCACCACCAGCAGCAGCUCUACCCUGGUAGCAUUGCAGCCCUGUGCCAACCCUCCCUGUGAGACCCACGAGACUGGCACCACCAACACAGUCACCACAGCUGGCACCAGCAGCACCAGGCUGGCAGCACCACCACAGGCCUGUGCCAACCCUCCCUGCGAGACCCACGAGACUGGCACCACCAACACUGCCACCACCACCACCUCCAGGCUGGCAGCACCGCAGCAGCCCUGCUCUGACCACCCCCACCAGGCUGGCACCGCAGCUGGCACUGCCAGCCUGGCCCCCCCCCAGGCCUGUGCCAACCCCCCCUGCGAGACCCACGAGACUGGCACCACCAACACUGCCACCACCACCACCGUGGGCACCCUGCAGGCCGCCGCCCCCCCUGCCCCCCCCGCCCCCGAGGGGCACCCCCAGCUGGCAGCGGUGCCAGGCCCCGCCCCGGGGGGGCAGCCUGAGGCCCCGCCCCUGGCCCCGCCCCCCCAGGCCUGCUCCAACCCCCCCUGCGAGACGCACGAGACUGGCACCACGCCCACGGCCACCACCGUCACUGCCAGCAUGGGCACGGACCAAGAGCCUCCUCCAGCAGCAGCCAAUGGGCAAGGGGAGCAGGAGCCCCCCCCCCCGGGCGAGGUUGGCACCCCCAGCCCCCCCCCACCGGGGCCCAGCGGUGCCCCCCAGGCCCCCCCCCGCGCCCUCACCACCGUCACCCAGGCCACGCCCACGCCAGGCCCUGCCCUGCCGGCCAUCUCCUCGCUGACUGAAGCCUCCCCAGCCCCCCCCGACCCCCCCAGCAGUGCCCCUCCCUCUGCGGACCCCCAGCCCUCCCCCGAGCCCCCUCCCUCCACCACCCCCCCCCAGCCCCCUCCUUCCACCCCCACCCCUCCCCCACCCCCUCCCCCGCCCACCUCCUCCUCCCCACCCCCCCCAGCGAUGCCCCCUGCAGGGGGGGGCUCCGGGGACCCCCCUGAGGAGACCCCCGCGGGGGGAGGGGGAGGGGAGAGCAGUGAGGGACCCCCCCCCGGAGCGAUGGCUGAGACCCCCCUGGGGGGCGGCACAGGAGGAGGAGGAGGAGGAGGAGGUGUGGAAGGCCCUGCCCUGGGCGGGGGGGGCCCCGCGGGGGCCGGGGGGGGGGUCCCGGGGCUGACCCCCGAGGAGCUGGCGGUGACGGCGGCGGCAGAGGCUGCGGCGCAGGCGGCGGCCACGGAGGAGGCUCAGGCCCAGGCCAUGGCGAUCCAGGCAGUGCUGCAGGCAGCCCAGCAGGCGGUCAUGGGCGCCGCGGAGCCGCUGGAGCCGCCCGAGUCCAGCGCCGCCCCCGAGCUGGACCCGCUGGGCCCCGAGGGCCCCGAGGCGCCCCCUGGCGCCAUCCCCAUCGUGCUGACCCAGCAGGAGCUGGUGGCCCUGGUCCAGCAGCAGCAGCAGCUGCAGGAGGCCCCUGCCCCGCCCGCCCCCGCCGCGGCCCUGCCCAGCGCCCCCCCGGUGCCCGCGGUCGCCCCCCAGCUGCCCACUGAGGCCCUGGCCCCGGCAGACAGCCUCAACGACCCCGCGGCCGACGCCAACGGCCUGGGGGACCUCCCCGCGCCCACCACCACCGCGGCCACCACGGACGGCCUCGCCCCCUCCAGCGCCUUCGUCGCCCCCCAGGCCAUGGUGGGCACCAGCCCUGCCAAGCUCCAGGCUGCCACCACCCUGGCCGAGGUGGCCAACGGCAUCGAGAACGCUCCGGUGAAGCCAGACCCUGUGGCACAGCCAGCCAAGAGCUUGGCCAAGAAGGAGAACCAAUGGUUCGACGUCGGCGUCAUCAAGGGCACCACCAUGAUGGUCACCCACUACUUCCUGCCGCCCGACGACGCGCCCCCUGCCGACGAGGACAGCUCAGGGGUCCCUGACCACUCGCAGCUGCGGCGCCAGGAGCUGCAGCCUGGCACUGCCUACAAGUUCCGGGUGGCAGCACUCAACGCCUGCGGCCGAGGGCCCUUCUCCGACCUCUCUGCCUUCAAGACCUGCCUGCCAGGCUUCCCCGGCGCCCCCUGCGCCAUCAAGAUCAGCAAGAGCCCAGACGGUGCCCACCUGACCUGGGAGCCUCCCUCGGUGACCUCGGGGCGCAUCGUGGAGUACUCUGUCUACUUGGCCAUCCAGGGGGCCACCCCUGGCACCUCCCCUGGCAGCUCGGGGGGCACAGACCCCCCACGGGGGGGCCCCCCGGGCCAGCUGGCGUUCAUGAGGGUGUACUGCGGGCCCAGCCCCUCCUGCCUGGUGCAGGCCAGCAGCCUGCACAGUGCCCACAUCGACUACACCACCAAGCCUGCCAUCAUCUUCCGCAUCGCUGCGCGCAACGACAAGGGCUACGGCCCUGCCACCCAGGUGCGGUGGCUGCAAGAGUCCAGCAAGGAGGGAGCCGUGGCCAAGGCCCCCAGCAAGCGCCCCCUCGGCUCCCCUGAGCUGAAAUCCGCUCCAAAGAAGCCCAAGGCCGAGGGGCAGUGAAGGCCUCCCCCCAGCCCCGCCCAGCCCAUGGAGGGGAGAGGGGAGGGGGAGGGGCAGUGAAGGCCUCCCCCCAGCCCCGCCCAGCCCAUGGGGGGGGG
Messenger RNA from Pogoniulus pusillus (Red-fronted tinkerbird), 5947 nucleotides. RefSeq names its product host cell factor 1-like. The record is from RefSeq and is a predicted model, not a curated record. Gene Ontology annotation, molecular function: protein binding; transcription coactivator activity. Gene Ontology annotation, cellular component: histone methyltransferase complex. NCBI's taxonomy places the organism in Eukaryota, Metazoa, Chordata, Aves, Piciformes, Lybiidae. Gene Ontology annotation, biological process: chromatin remodeling; regulation of DNA-templated transcription.